AUGAACGGGUUUGCCGACAAAGGUCUGGACGAGGGCAACUUUGGCGAAAACCAGGCCAUCAAGGCUGUCCGGGCGUUUGAUGCAUUCCCAAAGACAAAGCCAUCGUAUACUCAAAAGACGAACAAUGGCGGCAUUUGGACAGUAGUGCUGGUAUGCGCGAGUUUGUGGCUAGCAUGGACGGAAGUGAUGAGGUGGUGGUGGGGUCACACUACGCAUGAGUUCUCCGUCGAGCAGGGAGUCGGCCACGACCUGCAGAUCAACCUUGAUGUUGUGGUAAAGAUGAGGUGCGAUGAUCUGCACGUCAACGUUCAAGAUGCCUCGGGAGAUCGCAUACUUGCAGGCGAGACACUGCAGAGAGAUGCAACUCUCUGGUCGCAGUGGGGUGCGAACCGCAAGCUUCAUACAUUGGGCGCGACACGGGAUGAACGCCUAGAAAUGACUGGGUACUCAAGCUAUGGCGACGCCAGGGAGUACGCAGAGGACGAUGUGCAUGACUAUUUGGGUGCCGCAAGCAGUACGAAGAAGUUCAAGAAGACUCCUAGGGUGCCGAAAAGCAAGGAAGCGGACAGCUGUAGGAUCUACGGAAGCAUGCAUGGGAAUAAGGUGCAGGGUGACUUUCAUAUAACGGCGCGAGGGCAUGGCUAUAUGGAGUUUGGGCAGCAUUUGGAACAUAGCUCCUUCAAUUUCUCGCAUCACAUCAACGAGCUUUCCUUCGGGCCGUUUUAUCCUUCGCUGACCAACCCUCUCGACAAUACAUUGGCGGCUACUGAGUUUAACUUCUUCAAGUUCCAGUAUUAUCUCUCCGUCGUGCCCACCAUCUACACAACCAAUGCCAAGGCGCUCCGCAAGAUAACGAAAAGCACGGUCUUCACGAACCAGUACGCUGUAACCGAGCAGUCGCGUCCAGUGCCUGAAAACCAGGUCCCUGGCGUCUUCGUAAAGUACGAUAUCGAGCCAAUUUUGCUCAUGAUCGCGGAAGAGCGGAACAGCUUCCCUGCGUUGUUCAUCAGACUGGUGAACGUUAUUAGCGGUGUGCUUGUAGCAGGCGGCUGGUGUUUUCAGAUCAGUGAGUGGGCUAGGGAAGUGUAUGGACGGAGAAGAGGUGGUAGGCAAGAUAGCUUCGGCAUGCUGACGCCGAUGGACGAGAAGAAGGGUUCGCUUUGA
This is a messenger RNA of Baudoinia panamericana UAMH 10762, 1164 nucleotides long. RefSeq lists its product as uncharacterized. The transcript has 3 exons. Gene Ontology annotation, cellular component: Golgi membrane; endoplasmic reticulum membrane; COPII-coated ER to Golgi transport vesicle. Gene Ontology annotation, biological process: endoplasmic reticulum to Golgi vesicle-mediated transport; retrograde vesicle-mediated transport, Golgi to endoplasmic reticulum. The record is from RefSeq and is a predicted model, not a curated record. Bases 1 to 1164 code for a protein of 387 amino acids. NCBI's taxonomy places the organism in Eukaryota, Fungi, Ascomycota, Dothideomycetes, Mycosphaerellales, Teratosphaeriaceae.